AUGGUGACGCCAUGGCCAUUCCACAGCUGGGCACUGGACAUCAUAGGACAGAUUAAUCCUAUGUCGUCAAAGCGCCACAAGUAUAUUAUUACUGCCACCGAAUACACAACAAAAUGGGUCGAAGCAAUACCCCUCAAAGACUAUGCCGGAGCAACCAUUGCGACGUUCAUUAAAGAAUAUAUUAUCUGCAGGUUUGGCGCACCCAUGAUUAUCAUGGCGGACAACACUAAGUCAUUUGUGAACAAAUAUGUGAUAUAUUUACUUCAACUAUACAAUGUUAGACCACACACAUCAACUCCAUACUACCGUAAGGGGAAUGGACAGGCAGAGGCAAGCAACAAAACAAUCAUCCGGAUUCUAAGAAGGACGGUCGAAGAGCAUCAAAGGGGAUGGCAUGAACAAUUACAUCUCGCUGUAUGGGCCUAUAGGAUGUCGAAACGAAGCGCUACAGGAGUGUCGCCCUACUCGCUCGUUUACGGGAAAGACGCAAUCCUACCUGCAGAAAUUGUGAUCCCAUCUACGAGAGUAGCAAUGGCAAGUCACACAAUACCAGAUGACGUAAGUCGAUUUGCUCAUCUGGACGUGAUCGAAGAAAGAAAAACGCAGAGGAAACGGUUCGUUGAGGCAUACAGAAAACGGACGACAAAUUACUACAAUCAAGGCGUCAAACAAAGGAAGUUUGAAGUAAACGAGCUAGUCCUUAAGAUUGCCCCACAUGUCCAACGGAACGCCAACGCUGGAAAAUUCGUGGAAAAUUGGGAAAGACCCUGCAAGAUAAGAAAAGUAGCGGAAAGUGGGUACUAA
This is a messenger RNA of Papaver somniferum (opium poppy), 804 nucleotides long. Its product is annotated as protein NYNRIN-like. Gene Ontology annotation, molecular function: nucleic acid binding. Bases 1 to 804 code for a protein of 267 amino acids. The record is from RefSeq and is a predicted model, not a curated record. Gene Ontology annotation, biological process: DNA integration. Lineage: Eukaryota; Viridiplantae; Streptophyta; Magnoliopsida; Ranunculales; Papaveraceae. The transcript has a single exon.